CACUUUGUUAAAAAAUGCUCCAUUUCUCCUUAUAAUUACGAGUAGUUUUGAGGGCGUUAGUAAGUUACUACCAUGUUGUUUCGGAAUGAAUAGUAUUAACAGUAUAUAAUUCAUACUAUCAUGUCCGCGUGUUUGCUACUUCAGCCUCUCAGCUAAAUGAUUUUUGACUGGAAAGUCCUAAUUUAACUAAAACGAACUACUCUCCUCUGCGUUUGCGAUCCAGUUAUUCGGCCUCGCCUAACAUUAUAUAUACAGAAUUCGGCCCCCGGGCUGCACUUGGACAUCCCUGAUCUAAAGGGUUGUGUUCUCUGCAUACACUGUUGGUGCUGUCGGCCCUUAAACAGCCGAGCUUCUGUCGCAUAGAGGAUCUUUGCGUGUAGUACGUCCUUAAAGACAAAUAUGGUGCAUUGAAGAUCUUUGUGUGCGUGGAGCGUAGCUUGUUGAUGAGAAGAGUCAUGACACGUGCACGUUCCGUUGUGUGCAGAAGGCCAUGUUCCCUGCAGACCUUCCACCUGUGGAUGAAACUGAACUGAGGUCAGCAUCUGAAGGCUAUUUCUUGUCGUUGGAGUCCAGAUCACACGAGCAUGAGUGCUUUCAAUGGUCAGAAAGCACAAAGGUGACAAUAAGUGCCAGUAACGUCACAUGGUUGCAGCUGUUUGAGGAUAACCAAGCGGGAUGUUCGCUCCUGGCGCUGCACCCACCUGACCGUCCGACUCAAGUGGUGGCUUUAUACUUGCAUGGAAGGUGGUGGUCCGUGGACGACGUCACGCGAACGUCCUGCAAAUCCAGGGCCGGCUUGGUUCCGGUAAUCACACUUGAGUUUUUUGAAGGGCGGGGUUCCCAUCUUAACGUGCUGACGGUGUUAAACACGCGUGGGAAGCAGCGAGCGCUACUCCAAUACGUUCACAUCCAAGAUUGUCGCUUGUCUUUUUCAUCCGGCGCUGUAGAAAAAGUGAAGUCGGGCCGCUUGAAGCUGAGAUGUUUCCUUCAGGUGCGGUCGUUCACGGAGAGGCUGAUUCUGUUCCUGCUCAGCCAGGUGGUAGAUGGGCCGUCGCGGACUGAGGCGCUCUUCUCCCCGCACCCCCGCACGGAGCGUGCCAAGCUGCUGUGGGUGGACGGCCGGGCGGUGGGCUUCUACACUGUCAAACAUAAAGGCAGCCUGUGUGACGGCCGGAGCAGCCGAUGCUACCUCCUGCCCGUUCUGGACUCGGUGCUGGUGAGGAAAAGCUGGAGGAGGAGAGGACUGGGCCUGAAGAUGCUAGCUGACUUCUGCUCCUCGUUCCCCGGUGAGGAGGAGUUGGGAGUCAGCGUGCCGCUGUCCUCCAGCAUGGUGGCAGUGUGUAGGCGCUUCCUGCAGCUGCACGAAGACCACCGAGAGCGCCUGUAUGAGGUGGAGGCCCCCGGGGGCUGGACCCAACGGCGAAACAUCUGGCUCAACAUCCAAUUACGCAGAUAUCCACUCAGUCGAGAUGACGCGGGUGACGAGGGCCAAAAAGAUUCAAGCAGAUCCCCAGACUGACCCGAUGACGCACGAGCAUAUAAUCCAAGCUCUCGAGUGGUCCACAUAGGCCGGCGCACAAAACAAUGCAUAUAGAAAGAAAAAUCAUAUGCUCAAAUGAAAUGCUAGAUAUUGUGUAUAUGCAGCAUGAUACCUUACGACAGCAAUCCACCCCAUUUUCGCGAAGCUAAUAGACAACAUAACACAAUUACACAAUUCUCACCUAUGCAGUAUUUAUGCAAAUGGAUGAAGAUAUUUCACACACGGAAUCAGGUUUCAUUAAGGGAACACAGCAAUGUAAGACUUACUGUGUACUUGACUACAAGCACCUCAUA
Messenger RNA from Dunckerocampus dactyliophorus (ringed pipefish), 1833 nucleotides. RefSeq names its product protein FAM169B-like. The transcript has 6 exons. Bases 491 to 1519 code for a protein of 342 amino acids. NCBI's taxonomy places the organism in Eukaryota, Metazoa, Chordata, Actinopteri, Syngnathiformes, Syngnathidae. The record is from RefSeq and is a predicted model, not a curated record.